Messenger RNA from Spinacia oleracea (spinach), 1230 nucleotides. RefSeq lists its product as uncharacterized. Lineage: Eukaryota; Viridiplantae; Streptophyta; Magnoliopsida; Caryophyllales; Amaranthaceae. The record is from RefSeq and is a predicted model, not a curated record. The coding region runs from base 183 to 1085 and encodes 300 amino acids. The transcript has 2 exons.
UACUUCAGAAAAAUCUAAAAAAGCUGCCCCAUUUUCUACUCAUAAACAGUACCAAAACUACCAAAUUUUCACUCUUUAUAACAACUAGGUACCACUAUAAUUAAACUACUCAUAACUUCCACUUCCAUUAUCAUCUUCUCAUUUUUAAGCUCUCUUGCUUUCUUAUUAGUUGGUUGGGAUUAAUGGAGACACUUAGAACCCCUCUUCUCAACUGGCCUUACUACUAUCAAGGCAAGAACAUAGAAGAGCUGAAGCACUCAUUGGUAUGCACAACACUUGAGCUAGAAACAACAAGAUUAGCAGCUCAAGAAGAGAUUAGGAAGAGGGAAGAACAAUUAACCCAUCUCAAAGAGUUGCUUAAUAAAGCUGUUAGUGAAAGAGAUGAAGCUCAAGAAAACUACAAAACCCUCCUCCUUGAAAAACUCCUCAUCCAACAACAACAACAACAACAACAACAACAACAACAACAACAACAACAACAACAAAUAGUACACUCUGGAUCAUCUUCGACCAUCGAAGACGUGCUCGAAGAUGAGCCUACUUCAACAAGAACAUUAGUAAAUCCCAACAACAACAACAACAGCAACAACAGCAGCAACAACAGCAGCAACAACAGCAGCAACAACAACAACAACAACAACAACAGUGGUGGCAAUUUGUCCUCUUCAGACGGUGAAGAGAGCAUAAUAUCAUUACCGCCGUCAUCCGGUGUACCGGAAAACGCCCUACGGCUAUUAUCACCCAAAAAGCCACUACCCAAAAAAGGGGAGCUAUUACAGGCAGUGAUAAAGGCAGGACCACUACUUCAAACACUGCUGUUAGCAGGGCCACUCCCUCAGUGGAGGCACCCGCCGCCGCCAUUGGAGAAUUUCGACAUUCCUCCGGUAACAAUACCGGCUGCGCCAGUUACCCCACCGGAGGUUGUUGUUGAUCAAGAAGAGUAUCUAACAAAUGGGACUAAUUAUAAUAAUAAUAAUAAUAUUUGUGGGAGUGUUAACAGGAAAAGAGGGUUUGCCUUUUGUAAUGGUGUUUUUAAUGGUUCUUCUAAUGAGGCUAGUAAGUACCAAAGGGUACUUCUUCAUUAGUUAGUAAUUAAUUAUGAUUAUAAUGGUAGUUAAUUUUAGCUGGAAAUGCAGCUACUGGAACUGGUUUUGUGGGUUUUUUGUUAAUUAUUUACCAAUUAUUAGGGUCAAGGAAGAAGUUGUUUAUCACACUCCUUAAUUAUUAGAA